Molecule: messenger RNA, 630 nt
Organism: Caenorhabditis remanei
Lineage: Eukaryota; Metazoa; Nematoda; Chromadorea; Rhabditida; Rhabditidae
Exons: 1
Coding region: 1-630 (209 amino acids)
Biological process (GO): innate immune response
Source: RefSeq, a predicted model, not a curated record
AUGUUCUACAGCUCUACCAUAAUUGAGUUAUGGUUGCGAACUGACGAUAGAUAUUUGAAAUUUUUCUACCAACAAGAAGCAGAUGGUUGCCUGAUGUUGGAGGAGAGAAGGUUGGAACCUCCUGAUAGGAAAAUAAUGGUACAAUCGAAGAAUUUUGUGGAAGUGUUCCUCGGAGAUUUUCAAAACCUUAUGGAUCAUCAAAAAUCCACACUAGAAGAUCUAUGGAUUUAUAUUCAAGAUCAAUUUGGACGACAAGAAUUAGAUGAGAUGGCAGAUAAAUGGAUGAAAGGAAUACAAUCAGUUUUGAAAUCAAGACCAAGAAUCCUUAGAGUUGAAAACUUGCAAAUGCUCAUUCUGAGCCAGAAUGAUGUUCUGAGAGUUCUCCCUCACCUCCAUCCGAUGUUUUUGAGACGAAUUUGGCUGAACCAUACAGUUGAUUGGCCUCAACGUAUUUUGGCUAUCGAUAAAGUUGUAGAGUUGGAACAGUGGAAACAUUCAUACGAGCUUGGAAUAUACCGGUGUGAAGUUAUUGAAUCGAUUCGAAGUUUUACUCAUUUUUCGAAAGUUGAAUUGGUAUUGAAAGAAUGUUGCCUCGAGAUGCUUUACGAUCUAAAGAAGGUGAGUUUUUGA